AUGGCUGCCAACGGCAUCACCACGAAGGCACUCAAGCAACGUACAAGGCCGGACCAAGAGACGCUACCACCACACAAGUACUACGACAAUCGCUCUACUUUGUUACAGAGUCUGCGGCAGAAUACACAUGAGAAUGGCAUAUAUUCUUCGUUCAUCCCCAAUCUCCUGGACCUUGACACAUUUCGCGCUCGCCACGAGUCUAUCGCGACUGGCCACCAGCUCGAAGACGUAGAGUACACGAUACGUGGACGUAUCGUCACUAUGCGUAGCGCAGGAGAGCGUCUGCGCUUCUAUGAAGUUCAGGUGGGCGAAGAUAAGAUACAGGUCGUGUGCCAGGUGACCGAACGCGACGACAUUGAAGCAUACAAGCAGCAACACGAACACCUCGCCAGAGGCGACCAAAUCGGUGUAAUCGGCCAUCCAGGACGAACAGCCCCACGAAACCGACCCGUAGGCGAACUCUCGCUCUUCGCUCACAAGGUCAUCCUGCUAGCACCCAGCCUACACAUGCUGCCCAAGACGCUCACCGACGCCGAGACGCGACACCGCGACCGACCCCUCGAUUUCAUUACGAACCGACGCAGCCGCGACAUGCUGCGCACCUGGGAUGCGGUGGAAGCUUACAUCACUACGUUCCUGCGCAGCCGCGGCUACAUCUCAGUCGUAACACCCAUCCUCUGCCAGCAAGCCGGCGGUGCAGCAGCCAAGCCCUUCAUCACCCACCACAACGAUCUCAAGCGAGACAUGUACCUCCGGACUGCUACUGAGCUCCAUCUCAAGCCUCUAGUCGUUGGCGGCAUUGAUCGCGUGUUCGAGAUCGGACGUGUGUUUCGCAAUGAAGAUAUGGAUCUGACUCAUAACCCCGAGUUCACAAGCUGCGAGUUCUAUCAGGCGGAUGCUGAUUAUGAGGUUAUGAUGCAGUUGACACAGGAGAUGAUUUCUGGUCUGGUGAAGAGUGUGACGGGUUCGUAUGUGACUAGGUUCACUAGUCAGACUGGUGAGGAGAGGAAUAUUAAUUGGGAGGGGCCAUGGGAGCGCAUCGACAUGAUUCCAGCCCUAGAGGCUGCCUGCGCUGUCAGUUUUCCUCCUCCACCCGAACUUCACACCGAAGAAAGUCGGCAAUUCCUUCUCGGCCUCUUGAGUGACCGUAACAUCGUUUGUUCACCUCCGCAUACAAACGCCCGUAUGCUCGACAAGCUCGUCGGAGUCUACAUCGAAUCGCGCAUUACAAACCCGACAUACAUCAUCCACCACCCUAAGCUCAUGUCUCCACUAGCUAAGACGCAUCGCGCAAUCUCUGGUCUCACGGAACGAGCCGAAGCCUUUGUCUGCGGCCAGGAGAUUUGCAACCUAUACUCCGAACUCAACGACCCGUUUGAGCAGCGCGAGCGCUUCCUAGAGCAGGCUCGACAGAAGGCUCAAGGUGAUGACGAGGCGCAGAACAUUGAUGAGGGGUUCAUCAAGGCGUUGGAGUAUGGAAUGCCGCCCACGGCUGGGUGCGGGCCGGGACUUGAUCGCAUCUUGAUGUUUUUGACGAACAAUUACUCGAUCAAGGAGGUUUUGGCGUUUCCGAUGAUGAGAGAGGAGGAAAAGAAGGUGCAAAACGUCGAUCCUCCACUCAAUGAAAUCCUACCAUCCCGAAGCUUGACGCACACCCCUCUUAGUAGGCAUGGUCUCCUGCUCUUCAGUUCCUGA
This is a messenger RNA of Alternaria rosae, 1695 nucleotides long. RefSeq lists its product as uncharacterized. Gene Ontology annotation, molecular function: lysine-tRNA ligase activity; ATP binding; tRNA binding. Bases 1 to 1695 code for a protein of 564 amino acids. Lineage: Eukaryota; Fungi; Ascomycota; Dothideomycetes; Pleosporales; Pleosporaceae. Gene Ontology annotation, biological process: lysyl-tRNA aminoacylation. The transcript is spliced from 2 exons. Gene Ontology annotation, cellular component: cytosol; cytoplasm. The record is from RefSeq and is a predicted model, not a curated record.